Molecule: messenger RNA, 1795 nt
Organism: Neolamprologus brichardi
Lineage: Eukaryota; Metazoa; Chordata; Actinopteri; Cichliformes; Cichlidae
Source: RefSeq, a predicted model, not a curated record
AACUACAAAGCCGGCCUUCUCCGCUGGGGGAUCUUUAGUUCGGGUUAUUCUGAGAGGAGAUCCAGAGCAAAAGAAGGGGAAGUGUGCCGAAACCUCUCCAAAUUUAUGACCUCAACAAAAACCAACCAAUGCCAGCAAGUACAGAUAAAUGAGUUGUGAUCCCUGUGGAGAAGACUUUCAUCACUAUGAAGAAGACCAGAAGACGCCAGCGCAUUGACAGUGGAGACAGAAGCUUCAUGUGCGAUCAGUGUGGAAAGGCUUUUACUCAUUCUAGCAGCUUAAAACAACAUAAGCUCAUCCACACUGGCAUUAAACCAUUCAGCUGUGAUCAGUGUGGAAUGUCUUUUUCUGACAAUAGCAACUUAAAAAGACAUCAGCUCGUCCACACUGGUAUUAAACCAUUCAGCUGUGAUCAGUGUGGACAGGCUUUCAACCAUAAUAGCAAGUUAAAAAAACACAAGCUUCUCCACACUGGAUUAAAACCAUUCAGCUGUGAUCAGUGUGGAAAGACUUUCACUGUGAAUAGCAACUUAAAAAGACAUCAGCUCGUCCACACUGGCAUUAAACCAUUCAGCUGUGAUCAGUGUGGAAAGACUUUCACUCAGAGUGGCAGCUUAAAAAAACAUCAGCUCAUUCACACUGGAUUAAAAGCAUUCAGCUGUGAUCAGUGUGGAAUGGCUUUUACUCAGAAUGGCAGCUUAAAAAAACAUCAGCUCAUCCACACUGGAUUAAAACCAUUUAGCUGUGAUCUGUGUGGAAAGUUUUUUACUCAUAGUAACUGGUUAAAAGAACAUCAGCGCAUCCAUACUACAGAUAAACCAUUCACCUGUGAUCUGUGUGGAAAGUCUUUUACUCAUAGCAAAAGCUUAAAAGAUCAUCUUCUCAUCCACACUGGCAUUAAAUCAUUUGUCUGUGGUCAUUGUGGAAAGGCUUUUACUCAGAGUAAAACUUUAAAAGAACAUCAGCUCAUCCACACUGGAAUUAAACCAUUCAGCUGUGAUCAGUGUGGAAAAUCAUUUACUCGACAUAGAAACUUAAGAAAACAUCAACUCCUCCACAUUGGAGUUAAACCAUUCACCUGUGAUCAGUGUGGAAAGUCUUUUAGCUGCACGAGAUCCUUGAAAGAACAUCAGGCCAUCCACACUGGCAUUAAACCAUUUGUCUGUUGUCAGUGUGGAAAGGGUUUUCGUCAUAUGGAUACUUUAAAAAGUCAUCAACUAAUCCACACUGGAGUUAAUAAAUAUUUAAGUGGUUAGUGCUGAAAUGCGGCCACUGUUAUUUAAACAUUUAAAAAAAAAUCAGAUUGUUCACACUGCAAUUGUAGCGUGUUUGAAUUGUGGUAAUUGUGAAAUUUGUGGAACUUCUUUCAAAUUCAUGACAAAACUGGCAGACCAAUGUGACAUUACUCUGACAAAGUUCUUUUGGACAUCCUGGUCAAUCAUUGUAAGUUUGAAGAGGCUCUACUGAUUGUGACUCCUAUAGCUGUCAUGGUACUGGGUCUUUGACCCAGUGUUUUGUGCUUUUUGACAUUAGCAUUCCAUUUUAUUGAAUAUUGUAAUAUUUAAUGUUUAUUUCUAUUUAUGUUCUUUUAAUUGUUUUUCUUGUUGAUGUAAUAUUUAUAAUAUCUAGUCUUUAGGUUCUGUUAUCAUACCUCCCCUCUUUUUCACAUUCUGUGUUUUGUCAGCAGUGGCAGUCCUAGCCUGUUUGGUGCCCUGAGCGAACACCCCCUCAGUCCCACACCCACAGAUAACAUAUAUGUAUGUUUCAUGUGAAUAUUAUGUGUAUAUAUGUAUAU